AUGGAAAUAAUUGCAGAUAAGCCAAAAGUGAAAUUUAAUUUUGCUCCUGAAGAUUACAAAAGUAAUGUCAGUUCUGAUUACUCAGGGAGUGUAGGAGAUUAUAACAAAUCAAAUGAUAAUGACUAUUUUUACUCAAACAGAAUUUUGUCUUUGGACAGAAACAGUGAACAAAGAAGGAAAGAAUCCCCCAGUAGACGACCUGGUUUCUGUGUAGAUGAAAUUUGUACGUGCGGUUUUCAUAAAUGUCCUAAAAUAGUAAGACCACUACCAUUCGAAGGGGAAAGUAACUAUAGGAGCGAAUUUGGACCUAAACCUCUGCCUGAUCUCCCCCCACGAGUUGAACAAAAACCACCAAAGUCUCUACCUUUCGAAGGUGAAAGUAACUAUAGGAGCGAAUUUGGGCCCAAACCGCUACCUCCAUUACCUCCAAGGGCAGAAACCAAAUUAGUAAAAACAUUACCCUUUGAAGGAGAAAGCAAUUAUAGAAGCGAAUUUGGACCUAAACCACUGCCUGCAUUACCCCCAAGGGUUGAGCAAAAACUGCCUAAGUCUCUACCUUUUGAAGGAGAAAGUAACUAUAGGAGCGAAUUUGGACCUAAACCACUGCCUGCAUUACCGCCAAGGGUAGAAACAAAAUUAGUAAAAUCAUUGCCAUUUGAAGGUGAAAGCAAUUAUAGAAGUGAAUUUGGACCAAAACCAUUGCCUGCAUUACCACCAAGGAUUGAAUUGAAACCCCCCAAAUCGUUACCUUUCGAAGGUGAGAGCAAUUAUAGAAGUGAAUUUGGACCAAAACCAUUGCCUGCAUUACCACCAAGGACUGAGUUGAAACUCCCAAAAUCGUUACCUUUCGAAGGUGAGAGCAACUAUAGGAGCGAAUUUGGACCUAAGCAACUGCCAGAAUUACUACCUAUUCAGAAAGCUAAGUUUAUAAAAUCAUUGCCAUUUGAAGGAGAAAGUAGCUACAGAACUGAAUACAUACGAAAAGCUAUCCCAAUAUGUCCAGUUAAUCUAUUACCUCAAUAUCCAGCACCCACAUACCCAUCUGAGCAUGUAUUUUGGGACUCUACAUCCAGAAGAUGGUAUUAA
Messenger RNA from Plasmodium gonderi, 1086 nucleotides. Its product is annotated as subpellicular microtubule protein 1. Gene Ontology annotation, cellular component: cytoskeleton. The transcript has a single exon. Gene Ontology annotation, biological process: microtubule anchoring. Gene Ontology annotation, molecular function: microtubule binding. Bases 1 to 1086 code for a protein of 361 amino acids. The record is from RefSeq and is a predicted model, not a curated record. Lineage: Eukaryota; Apicomplexa; Aconoidasida; Haemosporida; Plasmodiidae.